Messenger RNA from Trichophyton rubrum CBS 118892, 3777 nucleotides. RefSeq lists its product as uncharacterized. The transcript is spliced from 3 exons. The coding region runs from base 1 to 3777 and encodes 1258 amino acids. Gene Ontology annotation, molecular function: protein binding. NCBI's taxonomy places the organism in Eukaryota, Fungi, Ascomycota, Eurotiomycetes, Onygenales, Arthrodermataceae. The record is from RefSeq and is a predicted model, not a curated record.
AUGGCCUACAUUGGCAACACUGCUCAACUAUUCCAGGCCAUUGCCGAUAAUGACGUUGAAACCGUACGUGAAUGGCUUACAAGGGAUGAUGCCGAUCCAAACCGCCGUGAUCACACUGGAAGAGCUCCUUUGCAUUUAGCGACCAUGGUUUCUACUCCGGAGAUCGUACAGUGUCUUGUUGACCAUGGAGCGCGAUUAAUCGCACGUCUUGCAGACGGACGCAUGGCUUUACAUCUCGCAGCGGAGCGCGGUAGUGUUGACAUUGUUCGCAUUUUACUCCACAAGAGCGAGGAGAAUGAAGAAGCAGAAGAAGAGAAAAAGGACCAGCAACGUGCGGCAAAGUCAAAUACUCAAGCCGAAACCGAAGAUGUUGACAUGACCGACCCUGAUAAUAUGGUGGUUGUUAAUGAAGACCUUGAGGACUCUGAUGAGGAUAAAAUGUCCUUGAUAACAGGUUCAUUUGUUGACGUUAAAAAGGAAGAUGUUAAAAUGGGAAACGAGGAAGCCAUUCCCGAUGACAUUGACGAAUCUGAGCCGGAUAUCAUAGAUAUUAACGCCGAUGCUUGGGACUGUCAUGCAACCCCCUUGCAUCUUGCCAUAGUCCAUGGUCAUACAGAAGUUGUGAAGGAACUUGUUUCCGCCUUUGGAGCAGAUGUUCUUCUUCCCAUAAAGCUUCCUAAGAUCAACCAUCUGGACCCAGUGUCGAUUCUCCCCUUAACUCUACCCCUGAGGCUAUCCCAAGAUCAGGCUGUUAUCAUGACUGAGGCUCUCCUGAAGCUUGGUGCCACCCCAGCACAAGCCGAUUCAACCGGAAGAACUCCUUUACACUACUUCGCUGCCCGCCGCCGUCCAGCGCUCUUUGAUGUCCUUAUAAAGCAUGAUCCGUCUGCUGUCAAAAGGGCAAUAGAUCACUUAGCCGUUGAAGAUGUCUAUUAUAGAACCUAUGUCGAAUCUGUUUUAACUGUUGCCGUGGACUCGAGGCACUCUGAUAUAGUCGAGAAACUCCUUACCCUCGGAGCGCCUCCAGAUAUCAACUUUAGCAAGUAUAUACAGAUUGCUAUUCGCCAGUGUGAGUGGCUGAAGACUCGUGAUGCCGAUGCCAACCUCAAAAGCUUCCAACAAAAUGUUAUACAGCCAAUUGUAGCUGCUAUCCUGACGGAUCAACCCUUGGUUGCCCUAAAAUUGCUUCAGAAUGGAGUGGAUCCAAACACAUUAUCAACCUUUGGAUAUACUAUACUUUCGGAGAAGCAUUCUAGCAACCCGGGUGAGUCAUUAAUGGAUCUUGUUGAUGCAAAAAUCUGCCUUCUACAGGACUAUAAAGAGUCUUGCAAGAAUAUACCACCAACUCCAUUGCAGAGUGACGAGGUAUAUCUGGCCGAAUAUCCCGAGGGUAGCUGUCAGCUUUGCUUUGCCAAAGAGCGUCUUGAGCGAGAAAAGGCUUCUUUCAAGAGGCGACAGGAAGAAUAUGAGAAGGCAAUUCAAGAGGCUAAGAACCGCAAAGGUUUGGAAGAAAAGAGCGAUGCCAUUACCGCCCUCCUGCAUGAUUUCCAAGCACUUCACUCGGCUUUGAUCAUGAAGGGAGCAAAAACAUUCAAAGAGCUACAUCCAGAUGCCAUUUGCAUGAACCACAGACAGUCUAGGGUAUUUACACCAGGUAAACCUGGAGAAUUCAAGAUUGACUUCAAUUUUAAUGCGGCUGAUCUUUCCGGCGGGAGGAAGGAAGGUUACAUAAAACUAUUUGAAGCUGCAUGGUCUGGUGAUAUAGAGACCAUCAAGUCACUAACGCUCGACAUGUGGGGUCCCGAUAAACAAAUGUCUCCUCUCGUAAUCUCCGUGAACGAAAGCAUGGGAGCUUCUCCAUUUUCGAUAGCUGUCCUUAGGGGUCAUUUUGAUGUUGCAAAGGCCAUUCUUCAAAUUGUUCGAGCACAGUACAAGCCAAAGGCUGCUACUCGACAGACCUAUCAUAUGCAAUCUGACGAUGAAGAAGAUGAAUCUGAUGCGGGAGGGACGCAGGAAGAAGAUGGGCUUCAGAUCACUGGUGAGGGCGUUUGUGAUGAACUUACCAUUGAUAACAUUGGUGAAGUUGCAACACAGGCAGAAAGCAACGUUUCACCGCUCGAUGUCCUUCAACAGAGUUGCCGAGCCAGUCUUAUUGCAGAUCCCAGUGCCACUGAGCAUUCUUUGAGCCAUAUAAACCUUUUCAACUUUGCCGUUGGGCAGGACAAUAUUGAAUUGCUGCGGUUCCUGCUGGAUCUUGGACAAUCUGAAAUUGUUAGUGGUGCCUUUGAUGGCCCUUACGAAUUGCUCUCCAGCACAAAUCUCAAUGACGCCCUAAGAGACGGACAGCCACGAUGCAUUGCCUUGAUCAUUAGCCGGACUGGAGCUCACCUACCACUGGACAAGUUUGUGGAAGAGGGUGGAAUCACUAUCAAGCAAAAGCCAAAGUAUUAUCAAGGUCUGUCGAUUCACGGGAAGAAGCGCGAGGACUGGGCUGCAGCUGCAGGCCAAGAUGCCCCUUCACGCAUAAGCAGCGAAUCGGACAUACCACUUCUCCGUGCUGCUCUGGCUGGCAGUCUGGUCAAUGUCGAAUGGUUCCUCAGCACUGCCCCCAAGAGACAUUAUAUGGAGUUUGCAAACUCCAACAAGCAGGAUAAGCGGCUAAGAAAGCUAUCACAGCUGCCUGGCGGAGUAGAAAAAUUCAUUGAAAAAUGGCUUAGCUCAAGAAACGACUUGCUCCUGCAUUGUGCCAUUAUGGGCAGAGAAACAGAUGAGAGCCUGAAACUGGUCAAUUAUAUUAUAGAAAACGCGCCAAGCUGUCUCGAAAAGAAAUCCUCUCAAGGAUACACUCCUUUACUCCUUGCCUUUUCCAAACGCAGACCCCGUUUUGCUAAGGUUCUCAUUGAGGCUGGCGCCAACGUGGAGGCUCGUGAUGUGCUGGGCAAUAAUAUCCUCCAUAUCCUAAACAAACCGAAUGGUUCAUACAGUUCCUUGGAUACAAAUCUAAAGGAGCUCCUGGACUUGAUCGAUCCUUCAGUGGUCUCUUCACUCCUUACCUGCCGCUCGGCCGAUGGCCCUGGAGCACUGACACCUUUCGCUGCUUGGAUAAAUCACCUAAGUUCACACCAUAUACGGGUUAGCGGCACCCCCGUCCAAAUAACGAAGCUUCUACUUGACUUUGCCAAACCAACGGGCCAAGCUCACCUUGAACUCCUUGAUGGAUCCGGAAACACGCCUCUUCACAUUGCUGUGAGGGAGAAAUUUACUCCGAUCGUCAGGUUGAUGUUGGAAUGCAACCCCAAGCUUCUCACCAUAGAGAACUCAACGGGAACUACCCCUAUGGAUCUCGUGAGAGAUGGAUGGACUACCAACGCCACUACGACCUCUCCAAAGUUACCAGAGCGUACAAAUGUACCCCAAUGGAGAAAACCGGAUUACUCCCCGGCCGUUUUGAGCAAGGACCCUGAAUCAUUUGUUUCCAAGACUAAGCAAGACACAUGCGAUCAUUCUUCCCUUUAUAAAUUAUGUCUUGGAGUCUGGGGCCGACUGAACCAGAAAAAGCGGAAGCUUGUGAGUCUCCUUGAAGCUAACGAGGUUGCGAAACGGGUGGAGAGAAGAGUAAGAUCAACGCAUACUCGCACGAGGGUUGUGAGAGCUUAUGAUACUGAUAAUAUGGCUGGUGGUCGGCGCGCGAGACGGCGCGCAGGAUAUGGCUAUUCAGUGAGUGUGAGAAGCUCCGACGAAGAGGAUGAGGUUUCAAAGUGGCAUGAACUGUACUAG